AUGGAGUUCCUUCAAUCACUAUGCAUGAGUAAAUUAUUGGAAUAUUUCUCAGAAAACAAAAAACUUACAGCCAAAGAAGCAUAUAUUUAUGGAAUGGCCGUUGUUUUAUCUAGUUUCCUUCGAGUGAUAAGUUUCCAGUUCCAUUAUUUGGAAACUUUCAGUACUGAAUAUGACAUAUCUCUUUUUUCCCAUGGAGACAAAACAUUGGUGGGAGAAAGAGGAAAUAUGUUGAGUGGAGGCCAAAAAGCCAGAAUUAACUUGGCACGAGCUAUAUACAAAGAUGCAGACAUCUACCUUUUGGAUAACCCUCUAGCGGCGAUGGAUGUAUCAGUCGCUCAACAAAUUUUUACUCAAUUAUAUGUUCUAGAAGAUGGGAGGGUAAUGUUUUCCGGAAAAUAUGAAACAUUAGAAGAUUUACCAAAUAACGUACAAGAAAAGAAUAAUGAAACACUGACAAAACUUUCAGCGAAAAGUUAUAAAGCCCAAAAUGAAACUAAAGAACACAAAGGUAGCGAUAAACUCCUCCUUUUCAUUUUAACUCAAGUUUUUAUAAACGGUUCAGACACGUUCUUGUCUUUCUGGAUCAACCUGAGGCAAAAUCCUUCUAAUUUUAACACAACACUACUACAAUACUUUUCCGACGUUAAAUAUUGCUGUAAUAAGUGCUCCGCUAAGUUACACGAUACGUUGUUUAACAAACUUCUACAUGGGACUAUGAGGUUUUUCGACAACCAUGCAUCUGGUCGAAUUAUUAAUAGAAUUUCCAAUGAUAUAAGUACAAUCGAUGAGAUCAUCCCCCAAUACAUGUAUCAAGGUGCAAGACAAGUUUGUUCUGUGUUAGGUGUUUAUAUUGUUGUCAAUGCAGUAAAUUAUUACAUGAUUGUACCAACAUUGGUUUUGUUGAUAAUUUUUUAUUACUAUGUGCAAGCUUUCCGACCAGUACUUAACAAACUGAAGAGAAUCGCCGCCACACGUAAGAGCCCUAUUUAUACUCACGUGGUAGCUACCAUUGACGGAUUGACAACCAUCAGAGUUUCAGAAGCCCAAAAACACUCCUUGUCAAAAUUUGAACGCUAUCAAGAUUCUUAUAACUCGAUUAGGUAUCUACAUCAAGCUCUCCACAGUUCUUAUGCUUUUUGGACAGAUUUCACUUGCAUGUUAUAUGUAGCCGUUGUUAUAUUCUUUCUAAUAAUCUUCAAGAAAAGUGAUAUGGUAGGAAACGUUGGUUUAUCCAUUACACAAUCGCUCUUAUUGAUUUCGACAAUACAGUACAUGAUCAAGAUCUAUAGUGAUCUUGAUUCACGGAUGACUUCAGUUGAGAGAGUUGCGGAAUAUGGUGACCUAACAGUUGAAGACAUUAAUAAAAAUGAAAUUAAUCCUCCUACCACAUGGCCUGCAAACGGCAAAAUACUAUUUCAAUCAGUCUCCAUGCGAUAUUCUCCAGAAAAACCGUUUAUCCUCAGAAACAUCGAUGUGGAAUUUCAAGCUGGUGAAAAAAUAGGAAUCGUUGGAAGAACUGGCGCUGGAAAAUCAUCUUUGAUAAAUGCACUCUUUCACCUGUACGAAUACGAAGGAACAAUAUUAAUAGACAACGUCGAUGUAAAAAUGGUUCCUCUUAGCACUCUGAGAUCUCGAAUAGCAACUGUUUCUCAAGAUCCUGUUCUUUUCUCAGGUACCAUGCGCGAAAAUUUAGAUCCUUUCAAAGAAUUCACGGACUGUCAGUUAUGGAGUGUUCUAGAAGAAGUAAAUCUAAAACAGAUUGUUUCAAAUUUACCCUCUGGUUUGAGCAGUUCUCUUUCGGAAACCGGUGUCAAUUUUAGUACUGGACAGAAACAACUAAUGUGUUUAGCUAGAGCUAUUUUGAAAGAAUGUACAAUUAUUGUUCUUGACGAAGCAACUGCCUUUCUUGACUUAGACACCGACAAAUUAAUUCAAGCUACAAUUCAGAAGAGAUUUCAUAAGGCAACGAUUUUAAGAAUUGCACAUAGAUUGGACAAUGUGAUGAAUUCGGACAAGAUAUUGGUUUUAGAUGAUGGUUGUGUUGUGGAAUUUGGCGCCCCGAAUGGACUUCUACAAAACAUGAAUGAUGCCACACCCUUCGAGUCCCAGGAAGUAUUUGCUGAGCUAGCAUAUUGUCCUACUUCUAAGUCCCAGUCACACACUGACAGUUGUACGCCUUUGAUAACGAUGGCCAUGGACCACGUGAGGGUUGUGUAUUGCUCAAAAACUCUCCAUCAGCCUAGCGUUCCUUCGUAA
Messenger RNA from Zophobas morio, 2256 nucleotides. Its product is annotated as probable multidrug resistance-associated protein lethal(2)03659. Gene Ontology annotation, molecular function: ATP hydrolysis activity; ABC-type transporter activity; ATP binding. Gene Ontology annotation, biological process: transmembrane transport. The coding region runs from base 1 to 2256 and encodes 751 amino acids. NCBI's taxonomy places the organism in Eukaryota, Metazoa, Arthropoda, Insecta, Coleoptera, Tenebrionidae. The record is from RefSeq and is a predicted model, not a curated record. The transcript has 10 exons. Gene Ontology annotation, cellular component: membrane.